Peniophora sp. CBMAI 1063 is the source of this 867-nucleotide messenger RNA. The record is from the annotation of a GenBank genome assembly. Lineage: Eukaryota; Fungi; Basidiomycota; Agaricomycetes; Russulales; Peniophoraceae.
AUGACCGACUACCUUAAUGCGGAGCUCGUCCUGCGCCAGCGCCUCGAGAAUACCGUCAUUGCUCGUGCGUUCGGCGUCAAUGUUGCUCUGGAGCGCAUGCGCCGCUUCGUGCGGGCAGGUUAUGUUGGCGCGGAACAUGCCCCGGCGUUGGACGACUCUAUCGUCUUACUCUUGAACGAGGCCGCCGCAGUACACCAUAUCCCUCUCUCCUGCAUCGCAUUCGCCGCACAUGAUGCGCUCCGGCUUCACAUCACUGACCGGAUCGGCAUUAACACGCCUGAUCUGGGCUGGACUCAGUGGUGUGUGUUUGACCUCGUUGAUCCUGAGCCUUGGCUCAUCGUACCGAUGGGACUCUUCGUCCCGUUCAGGGGCACCAAAAGGAGCGAGAGCGCACUCCAGCGCACCGACAUGCUCCCUCUCUUCUUCGCGCGGUCCGACGGAGGCACGGGUGUGAGCGUCGCUGCCAACACCAACUACGAGACUAUCCCGAACACCCCUACUCGUGUUUCUGGAACGUCGCUCAAAGUCAUCAUCAACCUUCCCAACUACACGACCUACGAGCGCCAGAUCCAGCUGCGGUGUCCCGCGAAUGGGACUGUCUCCGCGCAGAGGCUCGCGCGCAUCGUGGCCGCUAAGGUCCGCGAAUGCGUCAAUAACGCGAGCCAACAGGACACGACCAUGACGGAGCAGGGCUGGCGAUUCGGUGCCGGCGUCGGCUGUCUGCAAGCCGAAGACAUCAUCCUCCUCGGUAUAGUGUUCGUCUCCCCCGGGAAGGUGACGCCGCUGUUGAAAGCGCGCUCCGAUUACGACCCUUUCGCUCCGUUUCAUCUCGCCUUCAACUACGAUAUCGAUCCAUCCGUUCUUUGA